GAGAUGCAGCGUUUACUGACUCAAGUGGCUGCAGGGAAACUGCAAAUCUACAUGGUGAUCGUGGUGAUGUUUACCUACAGCAUUCUGCUCAGCAGGGACUUUGAGUGCACCUGCAAACCUCAGCACUAUGACUGCAUCAUUUACUCACUUCUUCCUGCUCUCAUAGUGACCGUCCUGAUGCUGUGGUCCAACAGGCUGUUCCAGAGGCUCUGCAGCUACUGCUGCACAUUCAAAGGGUUUCUCUGCUGUCAGAUCCUGAAGUCUUCUAUGGUCGGUCUCCUCUGGGUUGCACUUCUUUUCGUUAAAGGCGACUGGUUUGCCUGCUGCUUUAAUAACCUUUCUGAGGAACAGGCCCAUCUACCCUGCAAAGACCCGGGGAGGAGGACCGUUGAGGAGAGAGAAACCAUCGCUGGGGUGAAAAACACAUCCAGGGUUGUUGGCUGCUGGAUGCUCUUCAUCAUAAUCUUCUCAGGAGCCAUGAGUUCAUGGAUCAGAUGGAAAUGUGACGGCGUGUGUAAAUGCAGCAGGCAAACCGCUCAGUAUGAAGAAACACUUUACUACAAACUGGUUCUGGAGGAGGAGGAAAAGGUGCUGAAGGAGGUUCUGAGGCAGGCGGUAAACCUAAAGCUGAGCGCAGAGAUCAGGAAGAAAUGUGAGAAAAACUGGAGAGAAGCUUUUAAUGUUGCUGAUGACCUCAUCACCAAGGAAUUACAGCAAACUGUCAAUGAAGAAACAACCUGACAGGGAAGAAGGUGAAUCUGUAAACAUUUUAGAAACAGCCAUAUUCAUUUAUUUCACUUCACAUGAAAGGAAAACUUUAAAACAACCAGGAUUGAUUCUGUAUAAAUUACUGUAGCCAUUGUAUAGUUCAGAGAUGCUACAGCUUUGGAAAGCAAUAGAGCGAAUGACA
Cyprinodon variegatus (sheepshead minnow) is the source of this 910-nucleotide messenger RNA. RefSeq lists its product as uncharacterized. Lineage: Eukaryota; Metazoa; Chordata; Actinopteri; Cyprinodontiformes; Cyprinodontidae. The transcript has 2 exons. The record is from RefSeq and is a predicted model, not a curated record. The coding region runs from base 4 to 741 and encodes 245 amino acids.